CUGGGGAGCUGCUGAUUGCAAACACAUGCAGGAACUUUUAGCCGACCUUUGUCGCCAGCCUGAGUGCUGGCUGAAGUUGUGUUUUCCCUUCUCUUCGGUCUUUUUGGUUCUUUUCCCAACUUGUUUGAAGCGGAUCCGACCAACCUCGUCUGAGACCUCGAUCAAGUGAAAGCCAGCCUCGAGGGCGGGGGCCAAACGUGGCAUGCCACACACCCAAUCUGGCGGGAGCUCUGCGAGACUUUCUCUUUGACAAGCUUGAAGAACGCAGGCUGCGCGUGCCAUCGUCACUGCCACAUCGAAACCGAGUGGGAGUUACUUCUCUCCAUGGCCUGCCUCAGGACCUUACGCGCCUUCCCGGCAGCGCUUAUAGCGCUGACCCUCGCCUCUGCGGUGCGAGCUCAGGCUGACGGCGUAGUCGACUUUGGAUUCUACCCAGAAGGAGCGCAAGAUUGUCUCUAUAGCGCCGCUGAUAGCUCCCGAUGCGAGUCGAAGACGGUGGAAGCGACCAAUGCGUGUUUCUGCCGAAAUGGCGGGGACUUCAUCACAACGGCUGCAGCCUGCAUCGGCCGGUCAUCUCGCGACGAUCUGAGAACCACGUACCGGACAAUGCGAGAAGCUUGUGGCAACUCGGAGACGCCCAUCACCAUCACUGAAGACGAGUUCAUGGAGGCUGCGGACGAUUCCGGCCCGACGACAACACAGAGCUCGAGUACGGCAACUUCGAGCACAACCAGCACGGCCACAACAACAUCAACAUCAACACCCCCGCCGGAUGACAAGGAAGAUGAAGGAAGCUCCGGACUAUCCACAGCUGCUCUGGCGGGCAUAAUUGUCGGUGCCAUUCCAGCACUCGGGCUGCUCGGCGCAUUGGCGUUCAUUGUGCUCAGACGGAGGAAAAAAAUGGGAGAAGAGUUGCAUCCCAUGCUGCCGCAGCAAGCGCACCACUCGAUGGCGUUCUCGGCAAGCGACGCGACGACCGCAUACUACAGCAGUCCUCCGCCAGACUCGGAGGCGUGGCCGAAGAAGGACUGGGGAGCAUCGCCCGACCCACGGAGCAGCGUACGGGCCAGCGGUUUCAACUGGGAGUCGCCGUCCCAUCUCGCAUAUCCCGCCGCAGCGCUGGCGCCGUCACCCCCCUUGCAGAUCCAGGAACUGGACGGGCGACAGCAUUUCCCGCCGGGUUCAACUGAGGCGCCAGUCGAGAUGGGGGGCUCGCCAGUUACGACGUCGCCACCACCUUCUCGAGCCGGCCAGUACCAGCCAUAUAACCCUGGGCAUCAAUGAUUCCGGGCCAGGACCAGGCCAAGCAUAGUGUAAAAAAAAUCGAUAUGCGGCGUGGUCGCUCCGCUAGGUCGCAGUGAGGAAGCGGCGGUGAGACAGAUGCGAAACCCGGGCCUCUCCAAUGGAUUUGUUUGUACGAGCUAUGA
Molecule: messenger RNA, 1427 nt
Organism: Thermothelomyces thermophilus ATCC 42464
Lineage: Eukaryota; Fungi; Ascomycota; Sordariomycetes; Sordariales; Chaetomiaceae
Exons: 1
Coding region: 325-1284 (319 amino acids)
Source: RefSeq, a predicted model, not a curated record